AGUCACUAGUACAAUAUUUGUGCUCCUACAGGAAUAACGAAAUAUCAGCAUUCAGAAAAGUUAUCGAAUUUAAAAGCUCGAUUCAGCAACGAAGAUAUUAGCCCAAAAGGAACGGACGCAAAAGAUAAUUUGGAUACAUAGCACAAAUUGGAUACAAUUUAAACGGGCAUUUUCACGUUUUUAUUUUUUGAAUAGAAGACCAAGUCCAAUAGACUGAAAGCAGUUUCUUAUUUCUACAUCAGCACCGAAACACCCAUUGAGUGACUGAAAGUAGGGGAUUGCUCGUGGAAGAGCAGAUACAGAAGCAAAAAGUAAACCAGAAGAUUGCGGCUGCCUUCUGCCAUUCGAAAGGGCAAUCACUCCCCGUCUGAUCCGUUUGAAGUGCCGCAAGCGACGCCGCGCGUCAGAAGAAGAUGCCGGUCCAGAUUCCGGACGAUGCCGAUUUUACCUCCUUCAAGGAACAGUGCGAAAGUCUGGACGGAUGGACAGCCAGAUACAACAAAGGAGCUGUGACGGUGUGGUGCAGAGAAGAAGAGUCAAAGACUAUUCAGAAACUGAAGAUGAGGAUAGUGUGUAAGGAUGUGAUGGCAGAGACUCUGUACGAUGUCCUUCAUGACACGAGCUACAGGAAGAAGUGGGACAGCAACAUGAUCGACACCUUUGACAUUGGGAGGCUGACAGUGAACGCAGAUGUGGGCUAUUAUUCCUGGAAGUGCCCAAGCCCACUGAAGAACAGAGACUUUGUCACCAUGCGGUCCUGGCUACCUCUAGGAAAUGACUAUUUGAUCAUCAAUUACUCUGUCAAACACCCGCAAUACCCUCCAAAAAAAGACUAUGUGAGAGCUGUAUCUCUGCUGACCGGCUACCUGAUUCAAUCCAAUGGCACAAACUGCUGUACUCUCUACUACCUGACUCAGAUAGACCCAAAAGGGUCUUUACCCAAGUGGGUGGUCAAUAAAGUCUCUCAGUUUGUGGCCCCAAAGGCCAUGAGGAAGAUCUACAAGGCCUGCCAGAAGUACCCGGAGUGGAAGCGCAAGCACAACCCCAGCCUGAAGCCGUGGAUGUACCCUGAGCAGAACACCCUGCCCUGCAUCAACGUGGCCGACCUGACCGUGCAGAGAGCCGACUCGCUGGAGAACAUUGACGAGAGUGGCCUGAGCGAGGAGAAGUCGCACAACAACAGUGAUGAGGAGGAAACCUAAUCUUCCUCAGGGGAAGCCCCACCCACGGAGGAGGCAGUAGAGGGAAAACAGGAUUUAUUGACUGUAUGUGUAUAUAAGCGUGUGUGUGCGUGUGUGUGUGCACGUGCAUAUUUCAUGUAGUGUGAUGCAAUAUGGAUUUGUAUCGCCAUCUCUGGUCUUCAUGGCAAUCUUUGCAUUUUUUUUAUUAUUCAGGUCUGCAGCCAAUCUUAUCAUUGGUUGGAUUUACAUAGGAAAUCUUGAAAAGCCUCCAAAGAUUCAUAUCAGGGACACUAAAAAGACCAUUUUGGCCCAGUUUCUGUAUCGCAACAAGAUUUUGGUGAAUGGCAAUAUGAAAUAUUCAAAAUGCGGGAACAGUUAAAUGGUUUUAUUAGCUUGAGCCAAAAAUGACCUAAGAAAUCUCUGCUAAUUGGAGUGCUAGCUUACUGUGAAAAUUCUUCUGUAUAUCCAAAUUUGAGUUCUCCAGAAUAAUUGUAACCAUGAAAAGAAGAUUCAGGAACCUAAUAACAUUGGAGCUUUUAGCAGUGAGGGGAGCCUUGUUGCUGUGUGAUUUGUGCUGCUUCUUCUCUUAGGCAAACUCCCUUGAGCUAGAAUGGUGUUUUGAGCAGCCCCUGUUGGGAGAAACUGAACAUGUGUUAAUACUUGCUACUGGGCAGUGGAAUUUGCCUGACCCUGCACUCCCCCACCAAUGUGGAAAUCUGGUCACCAAGGCGGUUGUUUUGAGUCGGCUCCACAGGAAAUGGAACUACAAGUGUCACAGUUCAGUAACUGCUUGGGGACAGCAAUAGUGAGCAGCUGUGAAAAGAUAUCAAAAUAGUGUAAUGAUAAUGUCAGAUAAUGAGAUACAAUAUCUUGGAAUCAUCCACAAGUUCUUCACGCCACUCUUCCUGUCUGUCACUUCACAUGUCAGAACUAUGUUACCCAGUUAAUUCUAUAUUGUAAGCUUACGUUAACCUGACUAAAAUUCUGAAUAUCACAUUUAUGAGGCAUAUUACCAUACAUGCAUUGCCCUACCCAUUUUAGAUGAAAUGAGUACCUUGUGUGAGGAGUGCAUAGGUGUGCACCAGCUUAUAGGUAAAGUGAACACAUGGUAGUAAUCAAAAGCCACAAUAUGUCAAAUUAGUUGUCAUCCAGAUAGUUGCAGUCAAAUGUGGUAAAUCAGUUAGGCUUCCCAAGACAUGCUAGUUGGUGACAUCGUAACACCUGGUAUUUUAGUACCUACUGUAUUUGGUUGUACUGAAUUAAUCACAACAUUUGUAUUGUCUCUUCUGUCUAUUAUUCCACACUGAUUAGGCAGCACCAGCCUCGUUAGUGUCAGUCUGCCAGGUGUUUAUUGAUGUGUGAAACUUUUACUUUACAAGGCCAUGAAAAUACACAAAACCCAAGCAAUAGACAAGAAAUUCUUAAGAAGUAAAGUCUGAAAAUCAGUGCAAUCAUAUUUAUUUUCAUAGUUAAAAAUAAUGAACGGUAUUUUACAAAACUAAGAAGUGUAGUCCAAAGUAGAAUAGUAAUAACAAAAUACAUUUAUUUUGUGCAUGCUUUUCUUGGUCAGCCUGAAAAUUUUUAAUUAAAGCAGCAUGCUUCAACUUAUUUAUUCAAUUACGCCUUUAUAUAUUUAUUUAUUUAUUUAUGUAUUUAUUUAAUUCCUUCACCAUUACAAGCAAAUACAGUGAAUACGUAUGACACAACAUUGAAAUGAUAUUAACUAUAUAUUUUUGGAGGAUUGUGUUUGACUAAAACAUGAGUAUAAACUAUUUUUAUUCUUUUGCUCAGCCUUUGGCAGUGUUUUAAUAUAAGCCACUUCCUCUUGUAAAUAAGGAGACUACAUUAUAUCCCAGCAAAAAGAUCAGUCUGCCGAUACCUGGGCCAAGUGCAUGAAGCAAAUGUAAACUAGAUGACCACAACAGCAAUCCAUGGAAAUACAGUACAUGUAGUCUGGGCAUAUGAGGUUGCAUAAAAGCCACUGGUACCGUCUCUCCUGUUUUCAUUGAUACUUUACAAUAUAUGGCAGCUGUGAGGUCAAACUCAAAAGGGAAGACAUAGCUUAGACAGUUGCCACAGAAGUUGCAUUGACUGUUGGUUUCACAGCUUGCUCUUUGUAUAUGGCACCAUAGUGCUUGGAUAAUCUGAGUGUGCAGAUUUACCUCCCUUAAUUGCUUCUCUACAUUUCAAUAAUUUUACCCAUGUAUGCAUUUUUCUUUUUUUUGAAUAAAAAUACAUGUCUGACUUA
This is a messenger RNA of Conger conger (European conger), 3429 nucleotides long. It is a transcript of the gene stard15, whose product is annotated as StAR-related lipid transfer (START) domain containing 15. The transcript is spliced from 6 exons. The record is from RefSeq and is a predicted model, not a curated record. Gene Ontology annotation, molecular function: lipid binding. Bases 414 to 1202 code for a protein of 262 amino acids. NCBI's taxonomy places the organism in Eukaryota, Metazoa, Chordata, Actinopteri, Anguilliformes, Congridae.